Molecule: messenger RNA, 800 nt
Organism: Impatiens glandulifera
Lineage: Eukaryota; Viridiplantae; Streptophyta; Magnoliopsida; Ericales; Balsaminaceae
Product: DNA oxidative demethylase ALKBH2
Exons: 4
Coding region: 6-722 (238 amino acids)
Biological process (GO): DNA repair
Source: RefSeq, a predicted model, not a curated record
GGAUUAUGAAUCUGGCAUGCGAAGAAGCUGAGAACCCUAGACCUAAUAUGGAAGAGACGAAGAGACAAAUUAUUGAUCUGGGAAAUGGAAGCGAAGUUGUGUAUAUCCCGCGCUUUCUGUCGUCUGAUGAGUCGUGGAAUUUUUUCAAUUACCUCAAUAAGGAGAUCCCAUGGACAAGGCCUACCAUUCGCGUCUUCGGCCGCUCAUGUCUCCAGCCUAGGGACACAUGUUAUGUUGCAAGUCCUGGAUUGCCGGAACUGACUUACAGUGGGUAUAAGCCUCAUGCUUACUCCUGGGAUGAUUUUCCACUUCUUCAGGAUAUUUUGGAAGCAGUCAACAAGGCUUUUCCUGAUUGUAGUUAUAAUAGCCUACUGUUAAAUAGAUAUAAAGGUGGAGAAGACUAUGUUGGCUGGCAUGCAGAUGAUGAGAAACUUUAUGGUCCAACUCCAGAAAUAGCAUCUGUUUCCUUUGGAUGUGAUCGUGAUUUCUUAUUAAAGAAGAAACCUAGCAAAGCACCAAAAGAUAAGAGAGUUGAAGAUGCGCCUCCUACAAAGCGGUUGAAGAAAAAUGAUCAGUCAAACCAACAAUCGUUCAUGUUAAAGCAUGGUUCGCUGUUGCUGAUGAGAGGCUAUACCCAACGGGACUGGCUCCAUUCAGUGCCUAAACGUGUAAAAGCUGGAACAACCCGUAUUAAUCUCACUUUCAGACGCGUAGUCAGAUGAAACAUUAUUAGAACGAUUAAAAAACUGAUAAUACAAAUCAUCUUAAGAAAUACAGGCUGCUUAGUUUUGUUGAUUACA